Molecule: messenger RNA, 3590 nt
Organism: Gavialis gangeticus (Gharial)
Lineage: Eukaryota; Metazoa; Chordata; Crocodylia; Gavialidae
Gene: ATF7IP2
Product: activating transcription factor 7 interacting protein 2
Exons: 11
Coding region: 109-2244 (711 amino acids)
Biological process (GO): regulation of DNA-templated transcription
Cellular component (GO): transcription regulator complex; nucleus
Molecular function (GO): protein binding; transcription coregulator activity
Source: RefSeq, a predicted model, not a curated record
GUGCGCGGGCUACGAGCCCCUGGACCCGCUCUGAGUCCCAUGGAAGUAUGUGCGAGAAAAUGUGCUAAGACCUUCAGUGCCCUGCAGCCCUCUUUAAGGGCAUGAAAGAUGGAGCCUUCAAAUAUGAUAAUCCGGAAGCCUUGGAGAGCAAGAAAAACUAUGACGCAAAGUAGUCGAAAGCAAGUGAAAAUGCUGAAUAAAAUAAAGACAAUUUCAGGACAAGAAAAGUUUGUAAAUCUUGAGGAGGAUCACCCUGAUCAAUUGAACUCUGUGGACGUAAGCAACGGAAGUAACGAUACUGUAAAAGAAAGAUCAUUAUCUAAAUGUAACAUAACUAAAACACUUCCUGAAAAAUGUGAACUGGUAUGCCAAACAUUAAUGCUGAACCUUGAAACUGACCCUGUUAACCUUGAAGUAAAUACUGAAUGUUCUUACGAUAAAAAUAUUGAUCAAAAUAGAUGUAAAAAAGAAUCCCAAGAUCCUACCCCUGAGAAGUCUUGCAACAAAAUAUGUGAUGCAAAGCAGUUUGUAAGUUCUGGGUGUCUACAAGAUAUACUGGAUAAUUGGCAUGAAAAUGAAUUAACUUCACCAUCGUCCAAACCAAUUGAAGUGCAUCUUUAUUCAGAACCAAAUGGAUUACCUGUUGAAUUAAAAAGGAGCACUUAUUUAAAAGGCAAAGCUAGCAGUGUCUUUGAGAAUGAAAGAACUAAUGGUAUGAAUCCUGAUUUAGAAGAGACUGACACAAAAGUAGAAACAAAUAUUUCCAAAAAAUCUAUUCCCACUUCAGAAAGGACAGAUACCAUAGAAGAUUCAAAUAAACUAAAGCAUGAGAAUAAUAUUAGUUCAGUUACUCCCACACAGCUUGAGACAGAUAAAACUGAUUUUGAAAGCAAAAUGCCAUAUGGGAAUGGUAAUCCAAAUAUUUUUGAAGAUGAUAAAACUGAUCUUAAACUACGAGAUAUGUCACCUGAAUCUAAGUUUGACACUGUUCAAAGGAAGAGGUUAAGCUCAGGAAAUAAGGAAGACUUCCAGUGCAAACGCAUCAAAACUUCUGAUGAAAUCAAUGAAGAAAAUAUUUGUACAGCAUCAGUAAAGGAUGAGAAAAUAUGGGAAAAGGUCAAACUUUUGAUUUAUGAGCGGAUGGGUAUUUUAAAUGAUGAAUCCUUUAACCAUAAAAUAGAACGUUUAAAUGGAAGAGUUGAACAAACGCAAUGCCGAAGAAAACAUGAGGAAAUAGCUAUUACGUUCCUAAAAAAAAUAUCAAAGCUUGAGAGACGUAUUAAUGCUGUGAUAACAUUUCAGAAGAAAAUAUUGACAAAAAUGGUCACUCAUAAGGAAAAUCUUCAAGGUGCAAACUUGCAAAAUGUGAUACUAAAUCGGACCAAAGGUUCUCCAUCGCUUCCUGAUAAAAUCAGCGUACAGUCAGUUUCUCCAGUUAAAGCUGUACCGGCAGCUCACAGACAAUCUGAUUCUACUCCUGAAUUGGUUUCAGAAGAUGGGGAAAGCUCUGAUGAAGUCAUACUAAUUUCUGUGGAAAGCAAAAAUUCAACGGCUAUAACAACUACAAGCAAUUCAGAUACUCAGAAAAAAGAAACUUCUACGCAAGCAGCAAUAUCAGCUAAAACUCAGCUCAGCAGUAAGAUUGCGGAAAAAACCCCCAAAGUCUCCGUGAUUGAUCUAACAGAAGAAGAAAAGCACCACUGUAAUAAAGGCAAAGUAAAUGAAAAACAGAAAUCUAUGCUUAACAAAACUGUUUCAAAGCCAGGAAGUCCUAAAUUGAAUCGUCUUGAGCUAACAGAACAAACAUCAUGUCAGGCUCUUGAAGAGUUUUCCCAUCUUCCUCCAUUUCCAAGGAUACCUCCAUAUCCAAAACUUAUGGAUGAAUUCAAAGACACUCCUCCUCCUCAGAAGCCUGAACUAAAAUUGGCUCAGGUGCAAUAUCCAGCAGGUAUUGCACUUUCAUGGACUGUUACAGAAAUUGAUCCCAAGUGUGCACCUAUAGAGAGCUAUCACUUGUUCCUGUUCCAUGAAAGCUCUAAUCACAGAACUGUAUCACAAUGGAAGAAAAUAGGAGAAAUAAAGGCUUUACCCCUGCCAAUGGCUUGUUCUUUAUCACAGUUCACAGUAUUAAAGAAGUACUAUUUUACUAUACAGGCAAAAGAUGUUUGUGGACGCUAUGGACCAUUUUGUGACAUACAAUCAAUUACUUUGUUUCCUCUGGAAACCUCAACAAAAGAUUUAUAAUCUACCUCAAUAACUAUAUUAUGCAGUUGUUUCCAUUUAAAGUAUUAUAUUUGUACCUAUCAAUAAUUCAGGGCCAAAGGAUUAAUAAUGCUAUGGACGGUAUUCACUCAGGCUCUUUCCUAACUGUCACGUGUAUUAUUACUUAUUUAUAUUAUGGAUUUUGUUCUUUAAAUCUUCCAGACAUGUUUUGAGAAUCUUGAAAAUGAGAGGGGGUUUUUGGUAGGGUUUUUUUUUGUUGACUUCAGGUCUGUAUUUUAGUUGUUGUAUAUUUUGAUCCCUUAUUUCCAUUGCUUUCAAAGAUGAUAAUUAUGAACUGAAUAUACUUAGAAAAACUAGAAUAAAAGUUAAUAUCUGAUCAAAUUUGGGGUUUUGAUGAUGCUUGUAAAUCAUGAGAUGCGAAAUCUAACAUAUGACAGUACUGGGAGUUUUGCUUUUUUCCUUUUUUGUAUAUCUGGAAAAAUGGGAUUUGUUGUGUUCUUUCUCCUUCACUAAAUAACACAAGCUUACAAGAAUUAAAUCUUUUCUGAUACUGAUUUAAUUCAGAUAGUUCUACAGUACUAGCCUCCAGUAUAUGAAUCCUCUGACAGCUGCUUGUAACUGUGAAUAUUGCUGUGAUUCAAGUAAUGUUAUUUCAGUAUUACCACUCACAUAAGGUUAUUUAAUCAGUCUGCUGACUACUGAAACUUUUAGGGAAACUCGGUUAUAACCAAAAAAAUAGAAUAAGAUCUUUGUUUUCAUGCAUCUAAAGUAGGGGUCGGCAACCUUUGCGGGGGUAACAGGCCAAAUAACACUGUUCACCAGCCUUGACUCAACACUUCUGACCCAACCAUUCCCAUAACCACCACAGCCACUUCUCCUGGCCACUGCUGUGCAUGUUAGUUCUCCCCCCUAUUUCCACUUCAGAAGUUUUGUCCUACCCGCUUGCCCUCCAACUGAAAUUGCUGUCAAUAUCUAAGCUUCAUGAGCGGGAUAAAAUGCUUUAUGGGCUGGAUCCUGCUCGUAGGCUGUAAGUUGCCAAUCCCUGUUUUAAAGCAAGAACAAAGCUCUGGCAGGAAAGUCACUUAAAUUGAUUAUAUAAAUACAUAUUUUCUGCUGCUGUAUAAAUAUUCCCAUAUUUGUGCCUUCCGACUGUUAGUGGCUACACUUGCUUUUAGGUGCCACCACAAACCACCCAGUUAUAGUACCAUGAUACUUUUCAACAUUUUUAUAUUACAAAGAGGUAGGUUACCUGUUACAUUUAUUAAAGAUUGUUCCUGAACAUUAACUUACAAAAUGAUUAAAGUGUCAUAGCAGUUGCCUUUCCAAUUGUGUAAAUAUUUAUAAUAAAAGUGAAUUGAAAGUGAUAA